ACAUGCCGCUGUGGGAGACAACAAAACCUCCAGAAUUACCCAAAGUGUACUCAAGAGCCACAGCCUGUAAGCACUCCCUUAAACCCUCGCCCCGAAAGAUGAGUCAAGUUUUGAGCGGUGGGUUGUUUUUCUUAGCAAGAGUCCUGGACCCCUUUGUGUGCGCGAGCGCCUUCUUGAGUUAGGGAGUCCUUCCUUUGGGUGACGGUGGGCUUGCGAGGAUCCCGGGGCAUUGAGCACACGCCGCACGGACCAGCAACCGGGAGCCGGUUCAAACGAGUGGGGCGUUAACGAAGAGCUGACCUUUGGACAAAGAAAAACCCAGGAGUGGGACGAGUAUCCCACGGUCCUAACCGGAUGACGCAGGCGCGACACAGGACAAGGCCCGCAGCUUCCGGCGCCAGCCCGCUGGGAAACUUUCAGCACCGCCUCCCCGCUCGUGAGCGCCGCUCGCGCCGGAGGCUCUAUGGUACCAACUUCCGCUGAGCGCCACUACUCGCGAGAAUUACGCGUCGCAGCAAUGGCGGGACCGUGAGUGCCGCUGACGGGACUCAAAGAGAACGGGCUAGAACGGGUUUGGGCCGAGAUCGGGCUACUGGGGUCCCUACGGGCAACUUUUCCCUGGAGGGCGUGGCAGCUGGGGUCGUGAAGCCACUCCGGGGUCCGGACGGCCGCCAGCGACCUAGCUCCCGCCUCUUCCCCAGAUGCCGCGCCACUGCUCGGCCGCCGGCUGCUGCACACGGGAUACGCGCGAGACGCGCAACCGCGGCAUCUCUUUCCACAGACUUCCCAAGAAGGACAAUCCGAGGCGUAGCCUGUGGCUGGCCAACUGUCAGCGGCUGGACCCCAGCGGCCAGGGCCUGUGGGACCCUGCCUCUGAGUACAUCUACUUCUGCUCCAAACAUUUCGAGGAGAACUGCUUUGAGCUGGUGGGAAUCAGUGGCUAUCACAGGCUGAAGGAAGGGGCAGUUCCCACCAUAUUUGAGUCUUUCUCCAAAUUACGCCGGACAACCAAGACCAAGGGGCAUAGUUAUCUACCUGGGCCCCCCGAUGUCAGCCGGUUGCGGAGAUGCAGGAAGCGCUGCCUUGAAGACCGAGGGCCCACAACUCCAUUUUCUCCACCUCCUCCUGCUGAUGUCACCUGCUUUCCGGUGGAAGAGGCCUCUGCACCUGCCACUUUGCCUGCCUCCCCAUCUGGGAGGCUGGAGCCUGGCCUUAGCAGCCCCUUCUCAGACCUUCUGAGCCCUGUUGGUGCCCAGGCUGAUGAAGCAGGCUGUAGUACGCAACCCUCUCCAGAGCAGCAAACUUCCCCUCUUGAGCCUCGACCUAUCUCUCCCUCAGCCUACAUGCUGCGCCUGCCCCCGCCUGCUGGAGCCUACAUCCAGAAUGAGCACAGCUACCAGGUGGGCAGUGCCCUUCUCUGGAAGCGGAGGGCUGAAGCGGCCCUAGAUGCACUGGACAAGGCCCAGCGCCAGUUGCAGGCUUGCAAGCGGAGGGAGCAGAGGCUGAGACUACGGCUGACCAAGCUGCAGCAGGAGCGUGCACGAGAGAAGCGGGCGCAGGCAGAUGCCCGCCAGACUUUGAAGGAGCAUGUGCAGGACUUUGCUAUGCAACUGAGCAACAGUAUGGCCUGAGGGAAUGGCUAUCAUGAAGGCUUCAGCCUGUUUCUCCCUCAAAAUCUGCUAGUGAGCACCUGAUGUGAACUGAAUCCACCAGACCACUAAAUAGCACAAUAAAGUGGAUUCUAGAUGGUU
Messenger RNA from Marmota flaviventris (yellow-bellied marmot), 1751 nucleotides. Its product is annotated as THAP domain-containing protein 7. Gene Ontology annotation, cellular component: nucleus. Gene Ontology annotation, biological process: regulation of DNA-templated transcription. Lineage: Eukaryota; Metazoa; Chordata; Mammalia; Rodentia; Sciuridae. The record is from RefSeq and is a predicted model, not a curated record.